AGGCCUUUCACACGCUUUACCAAAUUAGGGUUUAUUGGCAAACUGAUAUUAAAAGCGCGAAAGUCUAUCAACUUUCAACUUUGCACUCUCCGGACCUUCAUCACCACAAAGGGAGAAAGAGGCAGCCACUCAUGGCAAGGAUUAAGGUACACGAGCUAAGGGACAAAUCAAAGACGGAGCUGUUGAGCCAGCUCAAGGAAUUAAAAGCUGAACUUUCUCUACUUCGUGUAGCGAAGGUCACUGGUGGUGCUCCCAACAAGCUCUCCAAGAUUAAGGUUGUGAGGCUAUCGAUUGCACAAGUGUUGACAGUGAUAUCCCAGAAGCAGAAGGCUGCAUUGAGGGAAGCAUAUAAGAAGAAAAAGUUUUUGCCUCUUGAUCUCCGUCCCAAGAAGACCAGAGCUAUUCGCCGCCGCCUCACCAAACACCAGCAAUCUCUGAAGACGGAGAGGGAGAAGAAGAGGGAGAUGUACUUUCCACAGAGGAAGUAUGCCAUUAAGGUGUAAGCUUUUCAAAUUUAUAUUACGAGGGAUAUACCCCUUUUUCUUCAUUAGAUUUUAAAUGACUACACAAUGAUAUGUUGUUGUUUAAUUUUCAUUUCUUCGUAUUUCCUUUUAUUACCUUCAUCUUUCUCACUACUAUGAACUGUUGGAACCUAGAAAGUGUUUUUGUGCAGUUUUUUCUUUUAUAAUUUCUGGAUUGAAGGCUUGCUUCCCUA
Messenger RNA from Gossypium raimondii (Peruvian cotton), 715 nucleotides. RefSeq names its product 60S ribosomal protein L35. The record is from RefSeq and is a predicted model, not a curated record. Gene Ontology annotation, biological process: translation; maturation of LSU-rRNA from tricistronic rRNA transcript (SSU-rRNA, 5.8S rRNA, LSU-rRNA). The coding region runs from base 132 to 503 and encodes 123 amino acids. Gene Ontology annotation, molecular function: structural constituent of ribosome; mRNA binding. Gene Ontology annotation, cellular component: cytosolic large ribosomal subunit; ribosome. The transcript is spliced from 4 exons. NCBI's taxonomy places the organism in Eukaryota, Viridiplantae, Streptophyta, Magnoliopsida, Malvales, Malvaceae.